Messenger RNA from Lolium perenne, 2241 nucleotides. RefSeq lists its product as uncharacterized. The record is from RefSeq and is a predicted model, not a curated record. NCBI's taxonomy places the organism in Eukaryota, Viridiplantae, Streptophyta, Magnoliopsida, Poales, Poaceae.
AUGGUAAUCGGGGAUUUUAAUCUCAUUCUGCAUGACUCGGACAAGAACAAACCAAGGGUGAAUAGAAGUUGGAUGCGGAAAUUCAAAUCCGCGGUAGACGCAAGCUUCCUCCGAGAGAUCAAGUUGGUCGGGAGGCGAUUCACAUGGAGUAAUGAACAAGACGACCCGACUUUAGUGCGCCUGGACAGAGCCUUCUGCAACUCCGAUUGGGACGACAUGCAUCCAGCAGCGAAGCUGCUACCACAGGCGUCCUCCAUGUCUGAUCACUGCCCCCUCUUGCUAGUACAGGACUAUAUUGUCAAAACGCCUCCGAGAUUCCGUUUCGAGAGCUUUUGGCCGCUCUUACAAGGAUAUAGGGAAGUCGUGCAACAAUCUUGGAGUGAACUUUGCCCUCUCACUAACAACUUCGCCGUGCUCGACUUCAAGCUGAAACGGCUUGCAAAGUGCUUGACCAGCUGGGCUAAGAAUUACAUUGGGUACAUUAGGAAGCAGAUGCUGGUGGGACAGGAGAUCAUACUCCGACUUGACACAGCACAACAACAUAGGUUACUGUCGGUAGGGGAGAGGGAGCUGCGCUCUUGCCUAAAGGCUCGGGAGGUUGUGCUGGCUUGCAUCAAUCGCAUCAAAGCUAGGCAGAGAGAAAGAAUCAAGUGGCUUAAGCUUGGCGACGCCAACACUAAGUACUUCCACUCAAGGGGGUUUGAUUGGGCUGAGCUGGGGCUUCCAGCACCUGACUUAUCUGCGCUAGACGCGCCGUUUACCCUGGAAGAGCUGAAGACUGCGGUCUUUGACACGCCUUCUGAUAAGGCGCCUGGGCCUGAUGGGUUCUCCGCGGGGUUCUUUAAGACUUCCUGGGGCGUGGUGAAGGAUGAUCUGCUACGUGCACUUAACAAGUUCUACGACCUCAAUGAUCCUUCCUUCAAUAGUCUGAACACCGCCUUCUAUUUGAUCUCCAAAAUCCUCUCCGCAAGGCUGCAGCCUUAUAUGGACGAUCUGGUCUCCCCGUGUCAGAGCGCCUUCAUCAGCGGCAGAAGUAUCCAGGACAAUUUCCUCUAUGUCCAGAACAUUGCCAAACACUACCACCAAACCAAGACGCCUGCCUUGCUUCUCAAGCUGGAUAUUGCUAAGGCGUUUGACACGGUGUCUUGGACCUACAUUUUGGACAUGCUACAUGCACGAGGUUUCCCUGUCAGGUGGAGGAAUUGGAUUGCACUGCUUUUCAGAACAGCUUCGUCCAAGGUUCUCAUCAAUGGAGCCCCUGGGCGCCCCAUCGAGCACCGCAGAGGUCUUCGGCAGGGGGACUCUCUCUCCCCUUUUCUGUUCGACCUUGCCAUGGAGCCCCUACAUCGACUGCUCGACCUCGCAUCUGGAGCCGGGAUACUCUCUAAGCUUAGAGGUUCGAAAUGCACUUUCAGGGCUUCCAUUUAUGCGGACGACGUCGCGCUCUUCAUCAACCCCACACUUCAAGACAUCCAAGGGCUGCAGGAUAUUCUUACCGGGUUCGGUCGGGCCACUGGGCUACAAACAAAUUUGGCUAAGAGCUCCAUCACGCCAAUUAGCUGCGACGGCAUUGACACUGUGGGGCUAGCACAGAAUAUCGGCAUUCCGGUCAACUCUUUUCCCUGUGUAUACCUGGGUAUGCCCCUCUCAAUUAAGAAGCUCACCAAGGCUGAUUGGCAAGCGCUCCUUGAUAAGGUCGACAAGUAUCUGGCUACUUGGAAGCUUGGGUUCGUAAGGAGUUCGAUCGCAGACGAAGGGCCUGGCUUUGGGCGGGUGACACAACUUGCAGUGGCGGCAAGUGUACAGUCAGUUGGAAACAGGGACAAGGCAAUGUUUGCGGCAGCUACACAAAUCACGUUGGGAGAUGGAUCCAAGGCUGUGUUCUGGUCAGAUCGUUGGUUGAGUGGUCAAAUACCAGCAGAGAUUGCCCCUGAGCUCUACAAGAUUUCCAUCAGGAAGAACAGGACAGUUAAGGAGGCGUUGGAAAACGAGAGAUGGCUGCUUGACCUACGACACCACCUAGAUGUUCAGCACCUGCCUCAACUGUUCAGGCUGGCUCACUUGAUUGACUCGGUUCAGCUCACUCAAGAGCCUGAUGAUAUCACUUGGAGGUUUGGAGCCAAGCCUUGUUACUCUGCUGGUUCAGCUUACAGGUUGCAAUUUCUGGGAGCUGUUGGGACUGACUUCAAGAAGAUAAUCUGGAAGGGGUGGGCGCCGGCGAGAUGCAAAUUCUUCAUUUGA